This is a messenger RNA of Argiope bruennichi, 1196 nucleotides long. Its product is annotated as homocysteine S-methyltransferase-like. Bases 211 to 1152 code for a protein of 313 amino acids. Gene Ontology annotation, molecular function: S-adenosylmethionine-homocysteine S-methyltransferase activity. The record is from RefSeq and is a predicted model, not a curated record. The transcript has 9 exons. Gene Ontology annotation, biological process: S-methylmethionine cycle. NCBI's taxonomy places the organism in Eukaryota, Metazoa, Arthropoda, Arachnida, Araneae, Araneidae.
AAAAGAAGUAUGACGUAGCGAUGAACUUGACCUUCCUUCAUCAACGCAUGCGUUUUUUCCAGCUUUUACUCUUAUUAAAUUUUGAAAUUGUUUUCUUAGCUGUCAGAGAAAAAACGAUACUGAUCUUUUGCCUCUGAAAUUUAUACUGUUGCGACUUACAUUAUACAUUUGCAUCUUCUGAAGAACUUCCUGGAUUCUGAUUCAUCAAUUAUGUGGCAAGAUUGUUCUAAAGAUAAGGUUUAUGUUCUCGAUGGUGGAUUAGCAUCUGAAUUAGAAAGGGAUGGCUUUACUUUGUUACAUGAUCCCUUAUGGAGUGCAAGGAUGCUUCAUAAAAAUCCAGAUGCUAUAGUUCGAGUUCAUGACAAAUAUCUGGCAAAUGGAGCUGAAAUUAUUAUAACUGCUAGUUACCAAGCUAGUAUUCCUGGCUUUCAAAAACAUCUUGGUGUAACUUCUGAAAAAAGUAAAGAAUUGUUGAAAUCAAGUGUUGAAUUAGCCCGUAAAGCAAUACGGGAACACCGAAAUAAAACUAAAGAAACUAAAGAAAUAUUUGUAGCUGGUUCAGUAGGUUCUUAUGGAGCAGCCUUGGCUGAUGGUUCUGAAUAUACAGGAGAUUACUGUGAUAUUAUAACUCAUGAAGAGCUAAUCAGUUGGCAUCGUCCUCGGAUAGAAUGUUUAAUUGAUGCUGGAGUUGACCUCUUAGCAUUUGAGACAAUACCUUCUGUGAAAGAAGGUGAAGCUUUGAUGAAAUUAUUGAAAGAAUUUCCAAAUGUAAAAGCAUGGUUAAGUUUUUCCUGUCAGUCUAUGCAUCAAACUUCACACAAGGAAGAUAUUGCUACUUCAGCAUUAACUUGUAUGAAAAUGGCUCCUCCUGGACAACUUGUUGCUAUUGGUGUGAACUGUUGCCCACCAGAAUUUGCUAAAAGUCUUUUAAAAGAUAUAGGUGCAGUUUCCAAUGGAUUUCCUUUGAUUGUUUACCCAAAUAGUGGUGAAAAAUGGGAUACAAACGAAGGUUGGAGUGGAGAAAAAGUGAAGCCAAAUUCUUCUUAUAUAGAAUCAUGGAUUGAAUCUGGUGCAAAAAUUAUUGGCGGAUGUUGCAGAACAACACCUGAUGAUAUUUUUGAUAUUUAUAAAUAUUUCCACACUGAAAAAUGAGUUCUGUGAUAUUUUGUAAUUCUAAUAAAUUUUUAUGUUUCUUA